AUGACCGCAGCCGACGUCUUCACCAAGCUCGGCUCGACGCAGAACCGCGACACGACCUUCCAGCCGCACCACUCGCUGCACCGCCCUCCUGCGCCUCCCGCCGUCACCACCUCGCACCUCGUCGCCGCCGGGGCCCACCUCGGCCACUCGCCGGCCAACACGCACCGCGCCGCCCUCCCGCUCGUGUACGGCACCCGCACCGGCGUCUCGUACAUCGACCUGCGCCAGACCCUCCCCGCCCUGCGCCGCGCCGCCCAGGUCGUCAAGGGCGUCGUCGAGCGCGACGGCCGCGUCCUGUUUGUCGGCAGCCUCAAGGGCGCCGAGCGCGCCGUGUGGGACAACGCCAAGCGCCUCGGCGACAACGGCUUCGGCGUCACAAAGUGGCUCCCCGGCACCAUCUCGAACGCGCGCGAGGUGUUUGGCUGGUGCGAGAUCCCGGCCUCGAAGCAGUCGAGCGGCGACCGGGACCAGCAGCGCGCGACGAGCCCGCUCGCGUUCAAGCCCGACCUCCUCGUCCUCCUGAGCCCGACCCUGAACCGCCACGCUCUUCGCGAGGCGACGGCCAACGAGAUCCCGACGAUCGGCAUCAUCGACACCGACCUCGACCCGCGCAGCGUCACGUACGCCAUCCCGGCCAACGACGACAGCCCGAGGGCCGUCGAGCUCAUUGCUGGCGUCCUCGGCAUGGCGGGCAAGGACGGCCUGCGGGCCAAGCAGGACAGGUGCGCCCACUCUCGCCUCCUCUCUCGACGACCUCGUCGAACGCGUCACUGA
Molecule: messenger RNA, 774 nt
Organism: Rhodotorula graminis WP1
Lineage: Eukaryota; Fungi; Basidiomycota; Microbotryomycetes; Sporidiobolales; Sporidiobolaceae
Exons: 1
Coding region: 1-774 (257 amino acids)
Biological process (GO): translation
Cellular component (GO): mitochondrial small ribosomal subunit; ribosome
Molecular function (GO): structural constituent of ribosome
Source: RefSeq, a predicted model, not a curated record